AUUUUCACAGUCGUGUUGUGUCGGUGAAGUGAGUAGCGUGUGAGCCGCUAAUAUAUAAAAGUUGUUUUCAAAUUCUCUGGCAAUACGUCUUUAUUAUUAUUGUAUCAUAUUUUUAAAUAGAAACAUCAGAGACAAUAUUAUGUUUCUGGAAAUGUGUGGUGAAUAAACUGUGUGCCAUAGUUCACAGCAUCGACUUAUAUCUUAAAUUCUAGGUAAUUCGGAUUUUACCGCUGUCUGCUUUGGAUGUGACAGCCAACAUGUGGUUGCUGGUGGCGUUGUGCGUGGUAGCGAGUGCUUCGCCCACUCUGUCCGUCCGCUACUGUUCAACGAACACAUUCCCAAGCAAUUCGUCGUCUAUGCACUUCACCAAGGAACCCAUACCGCACGAAUUUGGCUUCCAAGACAAGUUCAAGAGUAUAUACUGCUGCGUCAAGGGAUAUAGAAGCAUCGAAUGGUUCAAAGAUGGCGUAGCGUAUCCCUGGUCAGCUGGCGUGUCGAACCUGAUCCUGUACCCCGAGGCGGCGAACCAAACCCUGUACACCCGGCACGCGGCGCGCACCGACUCGGGCAACUACACCUGCCGCCUCAGCAACGAGACUCACAGCGAGACACACACCAUCAGACUCGAUGUAUUGGAAAAACCGACGGACGCGCCACAAACAAUGUUCAUUUCAAAGGACCAGUGGGUGGAGGAAGGGAGCAAAUUGCGGCUUUUCUGCGAAGCGCUCAUCGGUCGUUCCUAUUUAGCCGACGCUCGCAGUGAUCUCAGAUGGCUUAAAGUGUGGCCCAACGGGACUGAAGGUGAAUUAUUGGCUUCUCAAAAUGAAGUAAAAACGACAAGGGAGGAUGUGGAGGACAUUAUCGGCUCGUAUUUGAACAUUGACCGGCUGUCGGUGCAGGACUACGGGACGUACGUGUGCGUGGUGCAUAGCAACGAUGUGGUCUUCAGGAAUUACGUCACCGUGCACUAUAAAAACGGCGAGUGGGGCUCGGAGGAGGCGUGGUGCGGCGGCGCGGGCCCGCGGUGGCGCGCGCUGGCGCUGGGCGGCGCGGCGGCGGCGCUGCUGCUGGGCAGCGCGCUCGUGCUGCACCGCCGCUGCACGCCGCGCCUGCUGCUGGCCGCGCGCCACGCCCGCGCGCGCGCCGCCGCCGCCGCGCACCGCGCCAGAGUGUUAGAGAAAGAAUUCGACGUGCUAGUGUGCUGGACGGCCGUGGACUCUGAGCUGGUGCGCGGUGCGCUAUUACCCACCCUCGCCUUCAAAUACAAGUACCGCGUGCACACCGCUCUGCUGUCUACGCAACCUGACGAUUGGUACAAGGAGAUAGUGGGCGAGGCGAGCCGGUGCCGCUCGGUGGUGGCGGUGGUGUCGCCGGCGCAGUACGCGUCGCCGCACCAGCUGCUCACGGCGCUGUGCCAGCUGCGCGCGCUGCCGCACCCGCCCGUCGUCGUGCUGCUGCAGGAUCUGCCGAAGCUGAAGCGCGAGGCGAAGGACGGCGGGUCGCGGUUCGUGGAGGUGCUGCGGCGCUCGCGGCUGAUCGCCUGGCGCCACGUGCACGACCGCGCCUUCUGGACCGCGCUGCGCCUCGCGCUGCCGCUGCCCCCGCCCGCCCCGCCGCAGCCCGCGCACCCCCCGCACCCCCCGCACCACCCGCACCACCCGUACCCGUCACAGGAAAAGACCGCGAACCCAGUGGAGACGGAAGAAAGCAAGUAUUCUCGCUCUGGCAGCAUGACCGCGCUCGUGUAGAGGCGUGACUACCAUUUUAUGAGACUCGAAUCUUUCGCAAAAUAAAACAAUAGUUAGUAAUAUAAGUGUAUUAUAUAGUGAUAAAUAGUGUUUGACACUAACUCUGGUGAAGUGCUGCUGAUGAGCAAGAAGACUGUGGAUAGUAAGUUAGUUCUCUUAAUAUUUAUCGAAAUAAAUCACAUUACUGUUGAGCGUAGGACAAUAUGAAAUCUGUAUACAGUUUUCUAAGAUCUCAGUGACGUUUCUUUUCGAUAACUUAAGACUAUCACGAAUUUCUCAUUUCUCUUUCUCGUGCCAAAGGGAAAAAAAUUACAUGACAAUUAUUUAAUCUUUUCGGUUAUAUCUUUUAGUAUUUAUUUUAUUUAUCUUUCGAAUUAAUGUCCGCGAGGCAAUUUAGGCGUUUGAAUUUAUUUUCUUACUCAUAAGUAUUGUUCUUCUCAAAAUUGAGAAUCUGUCCAUUGUAUUAAUUUAAUUGUUUUUGUGUUGUGUCGCUUGUUGUGAAUUAUGGUGGCUCUUAUGUAUGUAUGAGUACAUUAAAAGCCUGACAUAUGUUUAGAUACAUUCAAGCUGUAGUGUGUAGUUGAGUGAAUGGUCAAAUGGUCUGUGAUAAACAAUUAAGUGUUUGUAACUGAGCUGCAGCUUUAUAUAUUAUUUUGUAAUUCAUUUAGCAUCUUCUUUGUACGCUGUUCUAUGAUAUUCUUCGUUGUAGAGAUGUAGUUGUUUCAACCUGUUAGCAUGUCUACAUUCUAUUGUAUUACUCAAAAUCAUUGUUUUUGCAUUCUUAUUUUAUAUUGAAACAAUUCUUCUUAUAUCAUGAUGUAUGUAGCUAACAUUGAACAUGCUUAUAGAAGAUAGUGUUAGAUCGGUAUUAAAGUGUAUUCUCAGAACCAGUAUUCAGAAUUACCAUGUGAAAUGAGCUUUUGUCAGUGCAAUAUCCUAAAAAGUCGAAUAUUUUACUAUAUCACAUAGUGGGUUGAAACUUCAACUUACAUCUCACUCAUUUUGAUGGGUUGUUAAAAAUAUUCAGUAUUGAUGUUGAUGUAAAUAGUUAUAAUAUUCAUGAUAGGCGAUAGCUAAGUAUCUUUUGUAUUACUCUACAUUCCGAAGUGUUUUUAUGUUAAGUUCGCUUUCUGUGGAUAGCAUGUACGUAUAAACGACUUAAUAAAUGAAUAAGAUAAAU
Molecule: messenger RNA, 2928 nt
Organism: Zerene cesonia (dogface butterfly)
Lineage: Eukaryota; Metazoa; Arthropoda; Insecta; Lepidoptera; Pieridae
Exons: 11
Coding region: 258-1748 (496 amino acids)
Source: RefSeq, a predicted model, not a curated record